Messenger RNA from Myodes glareolus (Bank vole), 1851 nucleotides. The record is from RefSeq and is a predicted model, not a curated record. Lineage: Eukaryota; Metazoa; Chordata; Mammalia; Rodentia; Cricetidae.
GGCAAUCUCCUUCACACUGUUAAACUGGCGUCUGUGUAAGCUCUUCGAAGUGCCCUCGUCACAGUCCCUACUUCGGUGUGGUCACUUGACGUCUCCUCUGCGACCUGCUGUCAUUCUUCCAUCUUGCGUUGACCCUCUCAGCCGUGAGACCCUGGAGAUGCCUUAUUGGAGGAAUUGGAACGUUCUACCCUCCAGGACAGUGAUGCAUAUGCAAACCCUGAUCAGCAAUCCAAACAGGAGAGCAAGCUUCCCAAAAGUCCAAAAACCUUGUCAUCUCAGAGUCACACAAGUCCCUUGAAGGUGCAGCUUGUGUAUACAACCAAUAUUCAGGAGCCCAAUGUCUACAGGAUUGAGCCAGGUAGGAAAUCCAAGCAGAGAUACAGAAGAAGAAGGCAGAGCCUGGGAGACUCCAUCCAGCUGCUCAAGGAAAAACAUUCCAACAGACUGUGAGGUCCAAGAGCCAAAAAAAUCAGUACCACCUCCUAAAACCUCAGCAGCUGCUCAGCUGGAUGAGCUCAUGGCCCACCUGAGUGAAAUGCAGUCCAAGGUUUCAGUAACAGCAGAUGCCAGCAGGAAACCCUUGCCAGACAAACAGGAUCACAAGGCAUCGUUGGACUCAAUGCUUGGGGGUUUGGAACAGGAACUGCAAGAUCUUGGGAUUGCCACCGUGCCCAAGGGCCACUGUGCUUCCUGCGAAAAGCCAAUUGCUGGGAAGGUGAUCCAUGCUCUGGGGCAAUCCUGGCACCCGGAGCACUUCAUUUGCAAUCACUGCAAGGAGGAGAUUGGCUCCAGUCCCUUCUUUGAAAGGAAUGGCUUGGCCUACUGUUCCAAGGACUAUCACCUCCUGUUCUCGCCACGUUGUGCCUACUGUGCUGCUCCCAUCAUGGAUAAAGUGCUGACAGCAAUGAACCAGACAUGGCACCCAGAGCACUUCUUUUGCUCUCACUGUGGAGAGGUGUUUGGUGCAGAAGGUUUUCAUGAGAAGGACAAGAAGCCAUAUUGCCGAAAAGAUUUCUUAGCCAUGUUCUCACCUAAGUGUGGUGGCUGCAACCGCCCAGUGUUGGAAAACUAUCUUUCAGCAAUGAACACUGUCUGGCACCCAGAGUGCUUUGUGUGUGGGGACUGCUUCAGCAGUUUUUCUUCAGGCUCCUUCUUUGAACUGGAUGGCCGUCCAUUCUGUGAACUCCAUUACCAUCAGCGCCGAGGGACCCUCUGCCAUGGCUGCGGGCAGCCCAUUACUGGUCGCUGCAUCAGUGCCAUGGGGCACAAGUUUCAUCCUGAGCACUUCGUGUGUGCUUUCUGCUUGACACAGCUGUCCAAAGGCAUCUUCAGAGAGCAGAACAACAAGACCUACUGCCAUCUCUGCUUCAAUAAGCUCUUUCCACAGUAGUUCCCUUUGAUCCGCCAUCCACUUCAUGUUGCCCGAGACCAAGGCAGGGAAGAGCACACUUUGUUUCCCUGACCUUCACUCAGUGGGCUAGUAGAGUACAAAAAAUGAGCAAAUAGGGGAAUUUCUGCAAGUUAAUAGGCCUAUAAUCUUAUUUUUGAAGAUAUUUCUUAUUAUGUGUUUGCAUUUAGAUCUAGACCAUGCUAUCAAGGCCCUCUGAAGAUAUAUUUCUCAUGUGCACAAUUCAUUCCACCUCUGGUUUUCUGUUUUUCUCCUUUUGCCUCUACUGAUGCCCCACUCAGACCUUCAGCUGUGGACCCCAGAAUCUGACUUUUUCUUUUCUCUUAGGAGUCAUGACUCUACUCUUAAGCCCUUAUAGUGCCUUCCCUCAAUAUUUGCUAUUUUAAGAGGAAGUGUAUUUUAACUGACAUCUGUGUGAAUAAAGCAGCUUGUGGUUUUGGUGA